Molecule: messenger RNA, 2229 nt
Organism: Cornus florida
Lineage: Eukaryota; Viridiplantae; Streptophyta; Magnoliopsida; Cornales; Cornaceae
Product: plant intracellular Ras-group-related LRR protein 6
Exons: 21
Coding region: 216-1970 (584 amino acids)
Molecular function (GO): protein binding
Source: RefSeq, a predicted model, not a curated record
ACCACCUAAGCUCCCGAUAACUGCUCCCCUUCGCCAUUUAUGCGUACUCUGUUCCCUUUAUUGAUCAGGUCAGGUCCAAUGUCAAAAUCUGAUCUGUCGUCUCAACGCACCGCAUUUGCUUGCCCAAGCGGACAUUAGAUCGAUGAGAGAAGAGAUCUGUAAGCUAACUCAACUCUUAUCUCCUUUUUCCCGCUACACCAACGAAAUAAAAGUCGAUGGAUCGGGUGCUGAAAGCUGCAAGAACCUCCGGUUCUCUCAACCUAUCAGAUCGCUCUCUCAGGGAAGUGCCCGAGGAGGUAUACAAAAGUUUGGAUGCAGUUGGGGAGGGUGAAAAUUGGUGGGAGGCCGUGGAGCUGCAGAAGCUCAUCUUGGCUCAUAACAAUAUUGAAUCGUUAAAAGAAGACGUAAAAAAUUUACCUCUAUUAUCUGUUCUGAAUAUUAGCCACAACAAGCUUUCUCACCUUCCAGCUGCCAUAGGAGAGCUCCAGAUGUUAAAAUCAUUAGAUGUGUCCUUCAACCUAAUACUCAAUAUACCUGAAGAAGUUGGAUCAGCAACUUCUUUGGUCAAGUUUGAUUGUUCAAAUAAUCGAUUAAAGGAUCUCCCAAGCUCCCUUGGAAGAUGUUUAGAAUUAUCAGAGCUCAAGGCAUCGAACAAUUCUAUAACCAGCUUGCCUGAAGAUCUAGUGCACUGUUCAAAGUUGACAAAGCUGGAUGUGGAGGGAAACAAGCUAACAGUGUUAUCUGGAAAUACAAUUGCAUCAUGUACCAUGCUUACAGAACUCAAUGCAUCAAAAAACUUGCUGAGUGGUAUACCGGAGACCAUUGGAUGCCUUUCACGUCUCAUUCGUCUUGACCUUCAUCAGAACAGAAUUUCAUCAAUCCCGUCAUCUAUAAUGGGUUGUUCUUCCCUUGUGGAGUUUUACAUGGGAAACAACAUGCUGUCUUCAUUACCAGCAGAAUUAGGAGCGCUUCCUCGCUUAGGGACAUUAGAUCUUCACUCAAACCAGUUGAAGGAGUAUCCGGUGGAAGCGUGCAAAUUGCGUCUUUCCGUUCUGGAUUUAUCAAAUAAUUCAUUAUCUGGCUUGCCUUCUGAGAUCGGCAUGAUGACAACUUUGCGAAAACUUUUGCUGACUGGCAAUCCUUUGCGAACACUUCGAAGCUCAUUGGUAUCUGGACCUACAACUGCUCUAUUGAAGUUUCUUCGAAGUAGACUCCCAACUGAUGAAGACUCUGGAGGUACUGCCACAAUAAAAGAGGAUGUAAUUGCUAAGGCAUCUCGAUUGUCCCUCACUUCAAAGGAACUUUCUUUAGGAGGGAUGGGUUUGAAUGCUGUCCCAUCAGAAGUGUGGGAGUCAACUGAAAUCACAAAAGUUGAUCUUUCUAGGAAUUCAAUUGAAGAGCUACCUGUUGAACUAUUGUCAUGUGUUUCCCUUGAGGCUUUGAUUUUAUCUAGGAACAAGAUUAAAGAGUGGCCACAUGCAAUUUUAAAGUCACUUUCUAAUCUUUCAUGUUUGAAGCUGGACAAUAAUCAACUCAGACAGAUUCCAUCGGAUGGCUUUCAAGCUGUGUCCAAGCUCCAAAUUCUGGAUCUAAGUGGUAAUGCAGGUUCUCUACCAGAACAUCCAGCAUUUUCUAGCUUACCACAGUUGCAGGAGCUUUACCUUAGACGGAUGCAGAUAUCUGAAGUCCCAUCAGAUUUAUUGAGCUUACAACAAUUGCGGGUUCUUGAUUUGAGCCAGAAUUCGCUUCAUUUGGUCCCAGAGGGGUUCAAAAAUCUUACUUCUCUCACGGAGCUUGACCUUUCAGACAAUAACAUUAGUGUGCUUCCCCCAGAGCUGGGUUUGCUUGAGCCCAGCCUACAGGUACUGAAACUUGAUGGAAAUCCACUGAGAAGCAUCCGAAGGGCGAUUUUGGAUCGAGGAACUAAAGCUGUUUUGAAAUAUUUGAAGGACAAGAUUUUAGAACACUAGUUUGUUCGCAUCUCUUUUCUUCAUUUCCUUCCUUCUGUGCGUGUUUGUAUUAUGUGUGUUUUACUUGCAGGAGCAUUAUUAUUAGUACUGUAUUAUUUUGUGGUUGAGCGUAUUGGAGUGAGACAUAUACCUUUGCUGCAUUUUUUUUUUUUUUUUUCCUUUGGCCGGUCAACAUCUGCUACUUUCAAGUGAUCUUGUAAUAAGUUUGAUUUGAUAAACAAAAGUACUUGUAAUUACAGCUAAGCCAAACUUAAUUAUA